AUGGCAAACCAAGCCCAGUGCCUCUAUUGCUUUGAGAGUCUUUAUGCCUCGUUUGAGGAUCGUGAGCCCGCCAGUUUGGCAGCUAUAGAAGCGCUCUGGGAACAGUACGAGCAGUCUAAGGAACUAUCAAAGUUCGCGAAUGAGGAAUACGAGCAGUCUGUAAAUGACGAUGAGGAUGCCGAACAGGAUAGUCGGCCCAAGGCCCUGCAAAUCCCUCGCAUUAAACGUCUGCAGAGCCAGGCGUCCGACUCGUCCAGCACGGCCACAACGCCAUCAAGCACCUCUAACACAUCAUCUAACUCGAAUCUGUCAGCCUCUACAGCGAUGACGACUCCUAGUGUACUGUCUGGAAUUUCCAAGUCGUCUGAGCAACGAUACCCACUAUUCGUGACGUGGAAUACGCUGUCUCGAAGCGGUUCCAAGUCUCUUCGCGGGUGCAUAGGCACGUUCGAGGCAAAGGACCUCGCGGCGGGGCUCAAGUCAUACGCUUUAACCUCGGCUUUCGACGAUUCCCGCUUCUCCCCAAUUCCCAAAUCUCUCCUGCCUUCACUCCAAUGUGCUCUAACCCUUCUGGGCUCCUUCGAACCCUGCACCGACGCCAUGGACUGGACACUCGGCACACACGGCAUCCGCAUUUCGUUCAUACAUCGCGGCCGGCGCCACGGCGCCACAUAUCUCCCCGAUGUAGCCACCGAACAGGGCUGGACGAAAGAAGAGACAGUUGAGAGCCUGAUGCGGAAAGCGGGCUGGGAUGGCGGUGCUGGAAGUGCUGCACGAAAACUCCUUCGAGGAGCAUCGAGUACUCCCUUUGGAAUGAAGUCGUGGGAACAGGUCUCGGAUUUCAAGACUGUUCGGUAUCAGGGUCUCAAGGCCAAGGCUAGUUAUAAGGACUGGCAGGACUGGCGGAACUGGGUGCUUUCUCUAGACGAUGGAAGGGACAUUUUGAGUUUGGCCUGA
Messenger RNA from Penicillium atrosanguineum, 957 nucleotides. Its product is annotated as AMMECR1 domain-containing protein. Bases 1 to 957 code for a protein of 318 amino acids. The transcript is spliced from 2 exons. Lineage: Eukaryota; Fungi; Ascomycota; Eurotiomycetes; Eurotiales; Aspergillaceae. The record is from RefSeq and is a predicted model, not a curated record.